Fusarium vanettenii 77-13-4 is the source of this 1215-nucleotide messenger RNA. RefSeq lists its product as uncharacterized. Lineage: Eukaryota; Fungi; Ascomycota; Sordariomycetes; Hypocreales; Nectriaceae. The transcript has a single exon. The record is from RefSeq and is a predicted model, not a curated record. Bases 1 to 1215 code for a protein of 404 amino acids.
AUGGGCAUUCGCUAUCUUUGGAUCGAUUCUCUGUGUAUCAUUCAGCCGGACAAGGAAAAAGACACAGAAAAGGACAAAAGACUUUCCGACAAAGAUUGGAUGCAGGAGUCCAAAAGAAUGUGCUCAGUUUACGAGAACUCUUAUUUGACUGUGGCAGCUGCUUCAGGUUCGGGGUGUCGUGAUGGGCUCUACAGAACUCCAAAACGAGCCGAAGUGAAGGGGUGCACCCCGAAUGGCAAUUCCUAUCACCUCUUUGCCCGAGAAGUCCCCAGUCACUACAAUUCAGACUUUCCCCUGAUGAAGCGAGGCUGGGUCUUUCAAGAGAGUCUCAUCUCACCACGAACACUAUACUUUGGCAGACAGGAGUUGCUAUGGCAAUGUAGACAAGUCUCUACUUGCCAAUGCACCGGGCUCGAAGAUUGGGAUGAACCUGAAGACGAUUGCCCCGACUUUCUCAAGAUUCCAACUCGGCAUGAUUCGGAACUUCAAGCCAAAAUCGUUAGCAAGUGGCAUCAGCUAAUCCAGGUCUACGGACAAACAACUUUGACCUAUCAGAGCGACAAACUUGCAGCUGUUGAGGGACUUUGCCAGUACAUUCUUCCACUGCGCAAAGGCAAAUACCUAGCAGGAUUAUGGGAAGACUCUCUUGCUAGAGAUCUUUUAUGGAAGGCGGGAGACAGUUUGUCGACUCAAGGCCCAGUUAGGACUGAACAAAAGAAACCAGAACCAAGAAAGACGCAGUGGAGCGCCAAGAGAUGGCUCUUCCCUACCUGGUCAUGGGCUUCAGUUACCGGUCGAAUUUUAUGGGAUCUUGAUGGCAUGACCAAGGGAGUUACAAAAGACACAUUCCACAUCCGCAAGUGCGACGAGCCAUUGAACACGGAGCCAGGCUACAAGCUCAGAUUAGAAGGUGCUCUCGUGCCGGCCAAGCUGAGUACUCUUCAGCGAUUGAGGACGAGCUUCUCCCCUGACUACGAUCUGCAGGAGGAAGGCAAAGGUUUUGUCAGCUCAGACACAACUGUGUGUUGUUUACGGGUCUUUUUCUUGAAACUGGAAAAGGAGUAUAGGUCACUAGUUCUGCAUCGUUUUGAUGAAACAGAGGACGUGUAUGAAAGGAUUGGCUUUUUGGAACACGAGGGAUCGAAGCCACCUGAGUGGUGGGAGCCGAGUGGGACGGAAUGGAAGUCGGAGAAACAGGUCAUUACGCUUGUUUAG